Messenger RNA from Spodoptera exigua (beet armyworm), 1960 nucleotides. NCBI's taxonomy places the organism in Eukaryota, Metazoa, Arthropoda, Insecta, Lepidoptera, Noctuidae. The record is from the annotation of a GenBank genome assembly.
UCAACUCAGCUGAUUCAGGUUGAUUCAACCACGCAGGCAUAACAUUUGUGUUGUUAGUACUUGGUACUUGGUACUUAGAAACUAUAAAAAGAACUGAUAUCGACUGGUUGAAUGUAACACACAAAAGGUACUUAGUGCCUAUUAUUUGCUUGAAGGUUGUUAUCACAGCGACGGCUACGCUGCCGGCCGAUGUGAGCGAUCAUUACCACUGCAGUGUUUGCUGCGAAACGUAGGUAUCAUGGCUGCUAACUACGAAAAUAAUCCGGCAAUUGCGAAUUUCGUGGAAUAUUUGAAAAUACCGAGUGUUCAACCUGACAUCAACUACGAUGAUUGUGUAGCAUUUCUGAAAAAGCAGGCUAAUGGACUUAGCCUCGCCGUGAAAGUAUACGAAUUAGUUCCACGCAAACCCAUAGUUAUUUUAACAUGGCCAGGCAAAGACCAAUCACUCGGAUCAAUCUUGCUGAAUUCUCAUAUGGAUGUCGUGCCUGUAUUUGAAAAUAGUUGGACAUAUCCUCCAUUCAGCGGACACAUUGAUAAAGACGGAAAGAUCUACGCCCGUGGCUCCCAGGAUAUGAAGUGUGUUGGUAUUCAAUACUUAGAGGCGAUAAGAAAACUGAAGGCAGCUGGAGUACAAUUAAAAAGGACUCUACACGUUUGUUUCGUGCCUGAUGAAGAAAUUGGCGGUCACGAUGGCAUGGAGAAAUUCGUCCAUACUAAAGAUUUCAAAGACUUGAACGUAGAAUUUGCUUUGGAUGAAGGAAUGGCGAGCCCCAAUGAAGAUUUUGUACUGUUUAACGGCGAAAGGAGCAUUUGGCAAAUUCACGUGCAUUGCACUGGACAACCUGGCCAUGGAUCAUUAUUACUGCCCAACACCGCAGGCGAAAAGUUGAGAUACAUUAUUGACAAAUUCAUGGAUUUAAGAGCUGAACAGAAAAAGAUAUUGGACAGCAAUCCAAAACUGACCAUUGGUGACGUGACUACAAUAAAUUUGACUCAAAUAUACGGAGGUGUACAAUCGAAUGUUGUUCCUGAGAAAUUGACUGCAGUCUUUGACAUUCGAUUGGCCGUAACGGUUAACCAUGAGGAAUUUGAAGACAUGAUAAAUAAGUGGUGCAAGGAAGCAGGGGAUGGCGUCACUUUCGAUUUCGAACAGAAAAAUCAUUAUGUUGAAGUGACGAAACUGGAUGCAAGUAACCCUUUCUGGCUAGCUUUCAAAGCUGCCGCUGAUGAGUUAUACAAUGAUGCUUGUGUAGCAACUGAUCCAUUUGUACCAACACAUACAACAAUAAUAAAGAAAUGUAAAUGCAAACAGCAAGAACCAAAGAGACAAACAAAUUAUAAAAAGAAAUCUGAAUCUGAGAAAAUGAAAAGAGGUCCUAAACCAAAGCCCAAACAAGAUCACCAAUGUUAUCAGUGUGAUAAGCAGUUCAGAUGUCAGGCACAAUUGGAAAUGCAUGUCAGCAAAAGAUUCUCGGCGCAAGGAAAUCUUCAUGCUCAUUUGAAAAUUCAUACUGGUCAAAGAGAUCAUAAAUUACACAAACUGAAAAAGCAUCAAAUAGUCCAACAGAAUUCUAAGCUUCAAAAUGAAGGAUUUAACAACAGUGGCAACAUUGAUAUUAUAGGAAUAGAUGUAGGCAAAGAGCCACCAAUGAAAGAUGUUGGCCAUCUAAUACCACAUUUGAUCAAUGAAAAACCACAGCAGAAUCUGCCAGUUAUUCCUGAGAACCAGCCACUGAUGCCUUUUGAACAGAAAACAAAGGAAAUGUUUCACCAAUAUCCAACUAAAGUUUUUGAGGUCCACAACUGUGCUAUAUGCGGUGAAGGAUUUGAUUAUGUGACUGCUUUAGCCCAACAUUAUUUACAUCAACAUAAGGACCAUGAAAAUAUUCACUCAAAAAUCUAUGGGCUGUCUCAUUAAAUCCUUUUUGUUUAUACAAUUAAAGUUAAUUCUUCAAAGAAA